CGAGGGAAAGGGGGCAGUGUGAAGAAGAGGCUCUUCUGGAACGUACCAAAGGCCUCUUUCGGGGAGUUUUCCCCCUGGCACCCCCUCCGAGGUGGCGCCUAUGGUUCCCCCCGUGCCCCAUUUUCUCCUCACAACAGCCCCGCGAGGUAGCGGCUCCAACCCCUUCCAGCAUUUGGAAAAGAGUUCUGUCCUCCAGGAGGCGCGUAUCUUUAACGAGACCCCCAUAAAUCCAAGAAGAUGCCUGCAUAUACUUACCAAGAUCCUUUACUUGCUGAACCAGGGUGAACAUUUUGGAACAACGGAAGCCACAGAGGCCUUCUUUGCAAUGACAAGAUUGUUUCAGUCAAAUGAUCAAACAUUAAGGAGAAUGUGUUACCUUACCAUCAAAGAGAUGGCCAACAUUUCGGAGGAUGUCAUCAUUGUCACUAGCAGCCUGACCAAAGACAUGACUGGGAAGGAGGAUGUGUACCGAGGCCCUGCCAUCAGAGCCCUCUGUAGAAUCACGGAUGGCACCAUGCUGCAGGCCAUUGAGAGGUACAUGAAGCAAGCCAUUGUGGACAAAGUCCCCAGUGUCUCCAGUUCAGCGCUGGUGUCCUCCUUACACAUGAUGAAGAUCAACUAUGAUGUGGUCAAACGGUGGAUCAAUGAAGCCCAGGAAGCUGCUUCCAGUGACAACAUCAUGGUGCAGUACCAUGCCUUAGGGCUGCUCUACCACCUUCGGAAGAACGACUGCCUUGGUGUUUCCAAGAUGCUGAAUAAAUUCACUAAAUCUGGGUUGAAAUCCCAGUUUGCAUACUGCAUGCUGAUUCGGAUCGCCAGCCGGCUGCUGAAAGAGUCUGAGGAGGGGCAUGACAACCCGCUGUUUGAUUUCAUUGAAAGCUGCCUGCGGAACAAACACGAGAUGGUCAUUUACGAGGCUGCCUCCGCCAUCAUCCAUCUCCCAAACUGUACAGCCAGAGAACUGGCACCGGCAGUCUCAGUGCUCCAGCUCUUCUGUAGUUCUCCCAAGCCUGUCCUGAGAUACGCCGCAGUCAGGACCCUCAAUAAGGUAGCGAUGAAGCACCCGUCAGCAGUAACCGCCUGCAAUUUGGACCUGGAAAACCUGAUCACGGAUUCGAACCGCAGCAUUGCCACCCUGGCCAUCACCACCCUCCUGAAGACAGGGAGCGAGAGCAGCGUGGACAGGCUCAUGAAGCAGAUCUCGUCCUUCGUGUCCGAGAUCUCAGACGAGUUUAAGGUGGUGGUGGUCCAAGCCAUCAGUGCCCUGUGCCAGAAGUACCCGCGGAAACACAGCGUCAUGAUGACCUUCCUCUCCAACAUGCUCCGGGAUGAUGGUGGCUUUGAGUACAAGCGAGCCAUUGUCGACUGCAUCAUCAGCAUCAUCGAGGAAAACCCAGAGAGCAAGGAAUCCGGCUUGGCCCACCUCUGCGAGUUCAUUGAAGACUGCGAGCACACGGUGCUGGCCACCAAGAUCCUCCACCUGCUGGGCAAGGAAGGGCCCAGGACCCCCUCCCCUUCCAAGUACAUCCGAUUCAUUUUCAACAGGGUGGUGCUGGAAAACGAAGCUGUGAGGGCCGCUGCCGUCAGUGCAUUGGCAAAGUUUGGGGCCCAGAAUGAGAACCUCCUUCCCAGUGUCUUGGUGCUCUUGCAGAGGUGCAUGAUGGACAGCGACGACGAGGUCCGCGACCGAGCAACCUUCUACCUGAACGUGCUGCAGCAGAGGCAGCUGGCUCUGAACGCUGCAUACAUCUUUAACGGCUUGACCGUCUCCAUUCCCGGCAUGGAAAAGGCCCUGCACCAGUACACCCUGGAGCCCACGGAGAAGCCUUUUGACAUGAGGUCCGUGCCUCUGGCCACUGCCCCCACCUUUGAGCAGAAAGCAGAGAUUGCCCUGGUGGCCAACAAGUCCGAGAAAAUGGCUCCGUCGCGGCAGGACAUAUUCCAAGAACAACUGGCUGCCAUUCCAGAGUUCAAGAAUUUGGGCCCUCUCUUCAAGUCAUCCGAUCCAGUGCAGCUGACCGAGGCCGAGACGGAGUAUUUUGUCCGCUGCAUCAAGCACGUCUUCUCAAAUCACGUUGUCUUCCAGUUCGACUGCACAAACACCCUCAACGACCAGUUACUGGAGAAGGUGACAGUGCAGAUGGAGCCUUCCGACGCCUAUGAUGUGCUCCGCUGCAUCCCUGCCCCCAUCCUCUCCUACAACCAGCCAGGCAUGUGCUACACCCUUGUCCGGCUGCCCCUGGACGACCCCACGGCAGUCGCCUGCACUUUUAGCUGCACUAUGAAGUUCACUGUGCGAGACUGCGACCCUCACACUGGAGUGCCGGACGAGGACGGCUACGACGACGAGUACGUGCUGGAAGACCUGGAGCUGACUCUCUCCGACCACCUCCAGAAGGUCUUGAAGCCCAACUUUGCAGCUGCCUGGGAAGAAGUUGGGGAUGACUAUGAGAAAGAAGAGACCUUUGCUCUCAGCACUAUCAAAACCCUGGACGAAGCUGUCAGCAACAUUGUGAAGUUCCUGGGCAUGCAGCCGUGCGAGAGAUCCGACAAAGUGCCCGAGAACAAGAAUUCGCACACGCUCUACCUGGCCGGUGUGUACAGAGGCGGCUCGGAUGUGCUGGUGAGGUCCAGGCUCGCUCUGGGAGAUGGCGUGACUAUGCAGGUGACUGUCCGGAGCACAGAGGAAACUCCGGUGGACGUCAUCUUGGCUUCCGUUGGUUAAGAGUCUUGGCAGCUCAUUCUGUGAGUCAACUCGCCCUCUCGCCACCUCCUGCCUCCAAGGCACUCCUGGGACCUCCAGUCCUGCAUGCCUCUUUCAUUUUCCCUCCUCUCGGUCAGCCGUUUUCUGUGGCAACUGGGGGCCCGGCAGCCCACCCUGCCUCUUCUUCCACACAACUGGAGCUGGGCGUUCAGCCCCCUUGCCCACAAACGCCCCAGCUCCACCUCUGCAUUCCUGUAAUAAAUUAUUCUCUUUCUGUGCUGCCCGUAGAGGCAGAAAAGCUGUUAGAAGAUCCUUUUUUUAAAAAAAAGAAAAUCAACUUUUCUUGAAUGGACUUUUAUUAACAGAAAAUAAACAUGGGCUAUCCCAACACUGAUGCAUCUUUUCCCAACUUGUGCUGUUUAAUAAAAUACAUUCUGUAGUAAC
Molecule: messenger RNA, 3148 nt
Organism: Podarcis muralis (Common wall lizard)
Lineage: Eukaryota; Metazoa; Chordata; Lepidosauria; Squamata; Lacertidae
Gene: COPG2
Product: coat protein complex I subunit gamma 2
Biological process (GO): endoplasmic reticulum to Golgi vesicle-mediated transport; intracellular protein transport; organelle transport along microtubule
Cellular component (GO): Golgi membrane; COPI vesicle coat; endoplasmic reticulum
Molecular function (GO): structural molecule activity
Source: RefSeq, a predicted model, not a curated record